AUGGCUGGUACGAUGAAAAAAGUCGACAAGAUUCGUCAAAUCGUGCGGUUGAAACAACUCAUGACACGGUGGAAACAAAUCAGCCUCCGACGUUGUUCUCUUCGUUCCGAAACAACCACCGAACCAUGUGUCAAUCCUCGAAGACAACCACCUUCAGGUUUUGUUUUCGUUUACGUCGGAUCGGAACGACACCGUUUUGCUAUCCCCGCUCGAUUCCUCAACUUUCCUGUCUUCGCUGGUCUUCUCGAUGUAACCGAAGAAGAGUUUGGUUUACGAGGUAACGGCGGUUUGGUUCUUCCUUGCCACGUGAAUUUUUUCACGGAAAUCGUCAAACGGCUUCAUAAGAAUGAACAUAAGUACGGGAAGCUGUCUUUGGAGGAGUUUGUGAAGAUGCUCUCUGAGGUGACUUUGUUAGAGUCUUGCAAGGAAAAGGAAAACGUCGUCGUUUUGGCUCCUUUGUUGGAGAGAGCUUUUGUUUAG
Medicago truncatula (barrel medic) is the source of this 480-nucleotide messenger RNA. RefSeq names its product auxin-induced protein 6B. Gene Ontology annotation, biological process: response to auxin. The transcript has a single exon. The record is from RefSeq and is a predicted model, not a curated record. The coding region runs from base 1 to 480 and encodes 159 amino acids. NCBI's taxonomy places the organism in Eukaryota, Viridiplantae, Streptophyta, Magnoliopsida, Fabales, Fabaceae.